AUGACCCGUGGAAAUCAGCGUGAACGCGAUCGCUUGAAGGCGCAGAAGGCCGCCUCGUCCCAGAAGAGCAAGAACGGUAAAACGGGCUCUGAAAUGCAGCGCGACAAAGAGCAGGUCGCGCAGAUCAUGCGUCAAAAGCAGCAAGAAGCCGAAGAAAAGAGAAAAGCAGAAGCUGCAAAAGCAGGCUCGAGUAGUGGAGGCGGAAAAUAG
Molecule: messenger RNA, 210 nt
Organism: Morchella importuna
Lineage: Eukaryota; Fungi; Ascomycota; Pezizomycetes; Pezizales; Morchellaceae
Exons: 4
Coding region: 1-210 (69 amino acids)
Source: RefSeq, a predicted model, not a curated record